AUGUCGACCGCCGCCCGCCGCCGCUUGAUGCGUGACUUCAAGCGCAUGCAGACCGACCCUCCCGCCGGCGUCUCUGCCUCACCUGUACCCGACAACGUUAUGACCUGGAACGCCGUGAUUAUCGGGCCCGCUGACACGCCUUUUGAGGACGGAACCUUCAGACUCGUGAUGCAGUUCGAGGAGCAGUAUCCCAACAAGCCGCCCGCGGUCAAGUUCAUCAGCCAGAUGUUCCAUCCUAACGUCUAUGCAACGGGAGAGCUUUGCUUGGAUAUCCUCCAGAACAGAUGGAGUCCCACAUACGACGUUGCCGCGGUGUUGACAAGUAUCCAGAGUUUGCUUAACGACCCAAACACCGGUUCCCCCGCGAACGUGGAGGCGUCGAAUCUUUACAAGGACAACCGCAAGGAGUAUACGAAGCGUGUUCGCGAGACGGUUGAGAAGAGCUGGGAAGACUAG
Colletotrichum graminicola M1.001 is the source of this 456-nucleotide messenger RNA. RefSeq names its product ubiquitin-conjugating enzyme. The transcript is spliced from 4 exons. The record is from RefSeq and is a predicted model, not a curated record. Gene Ontology annotation, biological process: protein polyubiquitination; proteasome-mediated ubiquitin-dependent protein catabolic process; DNA repair. Gene Ontology annotation, cellular component: HULC complex. Gene Ontology annotation, molecular function: ubiquitin conjugating enzyme activity. Bases 1 to 456 code for a protein of 151 amino acids. NCBI's taxonomy places the organism in Eukaryota, Fungi, Ascomycota, Sordariomycetes, Glomerellales, Glomerellaceae.